This is a messenger RNA of Hypoxylon fragiforme, 1326 nucleotides long. RefSeq lists its product as uncharacterized. The transcript has a single exon. Bases 421 to 1140 code for a protein of 239 amino acids. NCBI's taxonomy places the organism in Eukaryota, Fungi, Ascomycota, Sordariomycetes, Xylariales, Hypoxylaceae. The record is from RefSeq and is a predicted model, not a curated record.
GAAGGCGAGUACAUAUAUCAUUGAUGUGAACUUGACAAAAAGGGGUGCUGCCCCUAAUAGCAAAUAAUUUUAUAUAUACCUAGCAGGCAAAUAUCGUCUUGAAUGCCCAUAUCUUAUUAUUUCCAUAAUAUUUAUAAGCGCAGACCGAAUUGAUGCAAAUUACAUCGACUAUGUUCCCUUGGCUAACGCGGUCUCCGAAUCUGAGAUAUACUCCUCCUCCUUUGAGGACUGCGACUGGCUCAGUAUACGGCCACAGGCCAGGGAUAUGCCGAGAAGAUAUGAAUGACUCAUGCUAUGCUUAAAAGGUAUUCCAUAAUCGAAAGCCGCCAUAUUCAUUAGAAAGUCAUUAUUAUCACUGAGCCUUAUGUUCGCCUGAUAAUACUACAAAUAGAAAAUCUUUAUAAUCUAACUACUGUCAGUAUGUCUUCAGUAGCGAAAACUCCUACUAUAGAGCCAAGACGAGCCAAGGUACAUAUAACCAUGACCACAUCCCCAACCCUUUCCCUCAGCGACCCCGCAGCAACAUUAGACGUGAACCUGAGCGCACGGAUUAUCGAGUCGACGAGUCCAGGCGAGCCCAUCACAGUUUGCGGGCAUCGGACUCCCUUCGACGUAUUUGAAAGAGGCGAGGGAGGGAUCGAUAUGUUUGCCCGCGGUGUUCUUGGCGGCGGCCUCGUCGGCGUCGAUAGUGAUUACAACGAGACGGGGAAGAAAAUCUCCUUUGGUAUGUUCCGCAUCAGCGAGCGCUUCACGAGCGAUGCGCUGGAUCUCAAAGAGCGUGGCUGCAGGUUUCUCACUAUUCCGGGCGAUGGGUCGGAGGUCACCGUCACGCAUCAGCUGGACUGGGAACGGAUAUUGAGGUACGCGGAUGGGCGCACGAAGGAUUACUUUGAUAUUGGCGAGAGAUACAGGUUGAGGUCGGGCGGGAGGUCUUUUCCCACUAAAUGGUGGGCCUUUGGGGACUUGGAAGGCAACCUGAAGGACUGCAAGUUCUAUCCGUGGGGUGAGUCGAAUGUUGAGCAGACACCAAGUGAGGAUUUUACCCGGGAAGGGAGAUGGGCUUUGAGUGAAGAUCCCAGACAGCUGGUAUGGGAGUGGACAAUAGAGAAUGACAAAGCCAGCGUUGAGAUUGUCGAAUAGAUUUAGCCUCCCAGAGUCUCCAGGUAGCUUGGCACCUGGCAUCGUUAUGGGGAGGUUACGUGCUGUACCUUGAAGAGAGCGAGUGCACGUUGCUCGGCGGAGCGCCACUGGGCGUUUCCCCGGAGUUACUGGCUUUCUAAGCGAGAUCAGACCGCAGCGGUGAGACCUUGUCUUGAAUAAAACGAU